AUGACAAUAGACACAGCCACCAUGGAAGACAUCCAGGCCGAGGCCGAGGAGCUCCGUCUCCAACUCUCCUCCCUCCACUUCAACUCUGCAGCUCCACCUCUUAACCAAGACUUACAUAAUAAUAAUACUGAGAACAAUUUUGGUGAUGGCCAAGAAGUGUUCUACGACGACGACGGUUUGCUUUUCAAUAUUGGGUUCGGAAAUGUGAUCGUCGUUGAUAACCUUCCGAUUGUGAAGGCGGAGAUGGCCCAGCAGCUCGAAAGCGAAAUCCGACGAGUGUUUAGUGAAGUUGGUGUUAUUAAAGAAGAUGGGUUUUCGAUGCCUCUUAAUCCCCUGAACCAGAAAACCUUGGGUCGUUGUUUUAUAGAGUUCAGUUCUCGUCAGGAAGCUGAACUUGCUAGGGUCAGGAGAGAUGGAUACAACUUCAAUACACAAGCGCUGUCAGUAACCCUGUAUGAUGACUUGGACAGGUUCAUUGAUAUCAUUGAUGUGGGGACAACACCAGAAACUAAUCCAUCUGCUUGUUUGUCCUCAAGGUAUUCAGGGCCACCAUCCUUACUCAGUCCCGUGAAAGUGGAAGAUGAAGUACCUGGAGAAGAACGUCAAGAAGGCCAAGGCAGAGAACUGGGACAGCCAAAGGAGCAAGAUUUAGGGGAAGUCACUGCAUCAAUGGGAGUGAUGGGUUUUGGAGGGGAAUGA
Molecule: messenger RNA, 699 nt
Organism: Prunus armeniaca (apricot)
Lineage: Eukaryota; Viridiplantae; Streptophyta; Magnoliopsida; Rosales; Rosaceae
Source: the annotation of a GenBank genome assembly